AACCACUCGUCUUUCUCACCAACUCGGUCAAAUACUCUCUCUUGCAUUACUUCUGAGAAAAAGAAGGUCCCCGAGUCAAUUGCACCUCCUCUUGUUCUCCACCACCUCCCAUUUAUAUUCCCUUCAAUUCUCUCACCAAUUACUUUCCACACAACACACAAACAUAUCUUGUUGUUAUUUGCUCUCUCUCAAACCAUGGGAAGAUCCCCUUGUUGCGAGAAAGAACACACCAACAAAGGAGCUUGGACCAAAGAAGAAGACGAACGCCUCAUCAACUACAUCAAGCUCCAUGGUGAAGGCUGUUGGAGAUCCCUCCCCAAAGCUGCUGGCUUGCUCAGAUGUGGCAAGAGUUGCAGACUCAGAUGGAUAAAUUACCUCAGACCUGAUCUCAAGAGAGGCAACUUCACUGAAGAGGAAGAUGAACUCAUCAUAAACCUCCAUAGCUUACUUGGAAACAAAUGGUCUUUGAUAGCUGCAAGGUUACCUGGAAGAACCGAUAACGAAAUAAAAAACUAUUGGAACACUCACAUCAAGAGAAAACUCUACAGCCGCGGAAUCGACCCUCAAACUCAUCGUCCACUCAACGCUGCCUCCGCCACUCCGGCAACCACCGUCACAGCCACCGCAGUUCCAUCUUCUAACAGCAAGAAGAAGAUAAAGAACAAUAACAACAACAACAACGGUUUUCAGUUGGUGAAUAAUAGUGCUUAUGCCAACACAAAGAUUGGGACCGACAUGAUUGCUGCUGAAGAUUCUAACAGCAGCAGUGGCGUUACAACAGAAGAAUCCUUCCCUCAUCAUCAACUCAACUUGGACCUUUCCAUAGGUCUUCCUUCUCAACCCCAAGUUUCUUCUUCGUUGAACCCAGAAAAGUUGAAACCAGAACCGCAAGAGCAUGAUGAUCAGAAGCCACAGGUUUUGUACCAGUUGUAUGGGAAGAACAUCACUGGCCAACAAGGUGUGUGCCUAUGUUACAAUCUAGGGCUUCAAAGUAACCAAGCUUGUUAUUGCAAAACCAUGGGUACUUCUACUACUACGGUUACUACCACAACUGCGACCGAUAGGAAUCUAUAUAGAUUUUACAGACCCAUGAACAUUUAGACCUUAAAAUGUCAUGUUAAUUAAUUAUUGUGACCUCUUUGUUAACAUGGAAAUAGUUGUAGAAUCCCAAAAUUUUGAGAAAAUUUAGAUCAUUUUUUGUGUCCAAAA
This is a messenger RNA of Glycine soja, 1209 nucleotides long. Its product is annotated as myb-related protein 308-like. The record is from RefSeq and is a predicted model, not a curated record. Bases 196 to 1101 code for a protein of 301 amino acids. NCBI's taxonomy places the organism in Eukaryota, Viridiplantae, Streptophyta, Magnoliopsida, Fabales, Fabaceae. The transcript is spliced from 3 exons.